AUGGUGGAGCUGCAGCAGCUGCGGGUGCAGGAGGUGGUGGACUCCAUGGUGAAGAGUCUGGAAAGGGAGAACAUCUGGAAGACACAGGGUCUCAUGUUCUGGUGCAGGGCCAGCUGUUGUGAGGACAGCCAGGCAUUCACCCAGCAGGUGCACCAGUGCAUCGAGUGCUGCCCUGUGCCUCUGGCUCAAGUCCAGGCCUUGGUCACCAGUGAGUUGGAGAAGUUCCAGGACCACCUGGCUCGGUGCACCAUGCAUUGCAAUGACAAAGCCAAAGAUUCAAUAGAUGCUGGGAGUAAGGAGCUUCAGGUGAAGCAGCAGCUGGACGGUUGUGUGACCAAGUGUGUGGAUGACCACAUGCACCUCAUCCCAACUAUGACCAAGAAGAUGAAGGAGGCUGUCUUAUCCAUUGGGAAAUAAAAGUCUUUGCCAGUGGCCAAUGAGGGCAAGAAUGUAUUUUUUAUAAGGAAUUGGGAAUUUUACUCUUUUAAGCAAAGUUUAUGAACGAACAAAUAAAGGAUGGCCACAAGUGUAAGGCAUACGUCACUUACCUCUGGACACUGGUUCUUUUAUGUUUCAGUCCUGAAAAGCGAAGUGGAAAAAGGUGUGCUAAAUUGGGUCAGAGAUAUUACGGGAGAGUUUUAGAGCUUAUUUUUCCUGUGGCCAGUGCUUGUCCUGGAAAUAAGGAUCUCCUCUGUAACAAGCCAGAGCCCUCCAAGGUACCAGACUCUUCUUACUACACAGGUACCAACAGGCUGGCAGGCUAGAGUUGAUGGAGUUUGAGGAGAGAUAUUUUCUCUUUGUUGCCAACAUCCUGUUUGCCACAAGUGUCACUGCACCGUUUUCCAUAAGCUGUGAAACAAAAUCUAUGAGGUCACUAACUCAGAAGGGAAAAAA
Messenger RNA from Pan troglodytes (chimpanzee), 894 nucleotides. RefSeq names its product protein FAM136A-like. The coding region runs from base 1 to 417 and encodes 138 amino acids. The record is from RefSeq and is a predicted model, not a curated record. Gene Ontology annotation, cellular component: cytoplasm. Lineage: Eukaryota; Metazoa; Chordata; Mammalia; Primates; Hominidae. The transcript has a single exon.